AUGGUUCUCCGAAAAAAGCCUUUUCCUUUUGAAUUAAUAACGGAUGAUUUGAUGGACAUGUAUGCCUAUUAUAAACAAGCAACAAUCGGAGAUUGUCUUUCCAACACAAAACCCUAUUGGUUUCAAUUUAAUGAAAAGAUGAAAUGGGAAGCGUGGAUGCGAGUGAAAGGGAUGAACUCUCUUGAAGCAAAAAAGCAAUACUUGAUCAAAAUUUUGGAGUGUAUUGAAGAUGAUGAAAGUGAAGAGUUGAGCGAUGAGUGGAAAAACUGGUUAAAAACAGUGAAUAAUCCAGAAGAUCAAAACGUGUGUAAUUUGGAAACAGAUGAUGAUGUCAUUUCAUUUGCCUUGGUUAACAAACUUUGUACUCCUCCCGUUGAAGGGAAGUCUUCUGUCAACGAAGAUAUACCAUCACAACCACCAGGUGAAGUGGAAGUCAUCAAAAUUGGUGACCUAAAAACUAAGUGCGUGGAGCUUGAGCGAUAUUUGAUCACUGAAACUCAGAAAUUACGAAAAUCAAUAGAAGAAAAAGAAAACAAAAUUGUAGAACUUGAGGAAUGUUUUAAAGAAUUGCAAAAUCCAAAUCAUUCAGUCGAAGAAAUUCGAGAAAUAAUUUUAUCAACAUGCAACACGGACACCAAACAGCUAGUAGAAAAUAUCGAAGCGUCAUUUUCAUUGUUGACAAAAGCAGUUGAUAAGACCAACAAACUGAUUCACUUUUCUUAUUUGACAAAAAGACAAAAAUUUGCUCUGUUCAUAUCAAUAAUUGCGUUCUUGGUUUUGCUGACAUGCACCAUUGUUAAAUAUAAGGAACACUUAAAACUUCCUAUAUCAGGUCUUCGAAUAAUUCUAAAUGUCAUGAGAUAG
This is a messenger RNA of Naegleria fowleri, 864 nucleotides long. RefSeq lists its product as uncharacterized. The transcript is spliced from 2 exons. The record is from RefSeq and is a predicted model, not a curated record. The coding region runs from base 1 to 864 and encodes 287 amino acids. Gene Ontology annotation, biological process: fatty acid metabolic process. NCBI's taxonomy places the organism in Eukaryota, Heterolobosea, Eutetramitea, Acrasida, Naegleriidae. Gene Ontology annotation, molecular function: fatty-acyl-CoA binding.